Scatophagus argus is the source of this 1806-nucleotide messenger RNA. Its product is annotated as adhesive plaque matrix protein-like. NCBI's taxonomy places the organism in Eukaryota, Metazoa, Chordata, Actinopteri, Scatophagidae. The coding region runs from base 46 to 1791 and encodes 581 amino acids. The record is from RefSeq and is a predicted model, not a curated record. The transcript is spliced from 4 exons.
UUGAUUUGUUCUGUUUCAUAGCAGUGUGUUGGUUGGAUCAGCUGGAUGUGGAGGUCCAGUAUGGCAGGUGAAGCUGGAAGUGGUCGAUGCCGAUCACAUCAGAAUGUAGCAGUCAUAUUAGUUCUGUGCUAUUUAGUCCCAAGUUUAACUUGUUUUAGUUUGGAAAGGGUGAGCAAGAAUGUUAAGCAGGAUGAGGUUGUUAAUGAGGCCACAGUGAUGGGAGAAGUAUGGACAGGAAGCAUAAACUUCAAUGGAAAAGAGCUUGACUCCCAGGCAGGAUAUGCCUCUGUUGCUGCCACUGGAAAUGAUGGGUGGUUGAGUACUGACUUGGAUGAAUCGGAUGGUUCAGGGAUGUUUGAGGAAGCCACGGGCUAUGAAGCAGCAUGGAUGCGCUUGAAAGCUUCCCUGCAAUGUGGACCAAACAAGAUGGAGUUCAAGGCAAUGGGCCCCGGAGCUGCUGACUUGCAGCUAGACAUGGGUAAUGCACAUUCUCUGCCUUUGAUCCAGGUGCCAAAAACCUGUAAAUACUCAGUGAAACAGAAUGAACUGGGCCUUGUUUUUGUCGUACCCUAUGAUGGCUGCAAUGUGAUACAAAAGAAUGGAAAUUACGUGUUGCCAAUGAGAUGGCUUGAGACACCAGUUAAAUUCACCUGCCCCAUGUUGCCAAGUUUCACAACAACACCUGUUUCAACUACCCUUAAAUCUGCUCAGCAGCCGAGGAAUCUUCCUCUCCCUCACGGUCUCUGGAGUCUGAAACGUCGCAAGCGUCAUGCGAACCAUCCGCUGUCAACAUAUGAUCUCUACCGUCUGUAUUACAAUAUGUUAAACUACUAUUCCAUGUAUAUGAUGACACCAGCACCGACGCCUGACACGACCACCAUGACUACAAAGCCCUCUACAGAGAAACCCCCUCAAAAAUAUCCUUCUGCAUAUCCAUACUACUUUUAUUAUCCCUUUUAUUACCCUUAUCUCUACUACCCUCUUCCAAAUGUUCCAAUGCAGACUACUACAGCACCAACAACUGCGAAACCUACUACAGCACCAACAACGACUGCUGAACCUACUACAGCACCAACAACGACUGCUGAACCUACUACAGCACCAACAACGACUGCCGAACCUACUACAGCACCAACAACGACUGCCGAACCUACUACAGCACCAACGACUGCCAAACCUACGACUACCACUAGUGGAGUGACAAGUGAAAUGACCACAAAAACUCCUCGAUACCCAUAUUACCCAUAUCCUUAUCCUUACUACCCUCCAAUGGGACAACAGUUUCCAAGCUUCCCUGAUGAUGCACAUUUAUAUUACUAUCAAAUUAUUCAGCACUACUAUGGAAACACUCCUUACCCACAAAUUCCAAAUACACCCAUCCAAACUGCUCAACCUCCAACUAAUAAACCAAGUAACCCAACUGCCACUCCUAAGCCAGAUGAUGCCACAACUCAACCAGGUGGCUCAAGUCCUACCACAAAGCAAACAACUGUCUGUACUCCUACUUCUACCUGUACAACAAAGCCCAGCAGUAACUAUCCGGGCACACUGAGUCCUUAUGUUCCUUUCCCCAAGCUCCCCUUCACUCCAUAUGUAUUAUACAAAUCAAACAAUGCUGUCAAACUCCCAGAUGACCAGAAAGCCCUUCCUCCUGCCACCUACAAAUCUGUACAUGGGUCUAAGGCAGACCCAUCACCACAUCCAGGCUUCCCCUACUGGAAUCCUGUGCCCUGGUUUCAUCGUUUUACAGGCAAAAAUGAUGGGAAAAAUCUACAGCCCAGUCAUGUCUAACUUCAGAUGGUAAGA